This is a messenger RNA of Castor canadensis (American beaver), 2977 nucleotides long. It is a transcript of the gene Cd4, whose product is annotated as CD4 molecule. Gene Ontology annotation, biological process: immune response; cell adhesion. Gene Ontology annotation, cellular component: membrane. Gene Ontology annotation, molecular function: coreceptor activity. The record is from RefSeq and is a predicted model, not a curated record. NCBI's taxonomy places the organism in Eukaryota, Metazoa, Chordata, Mammalia, Rodentia, Castoridae.
GUAACAAAGUCUUUUCCCCACUGGGUGGAAGGUUGCAGAGCUCCGAGUUGUAUACCUGUGGGAGAAGUAGAAGGGAAGAACAACAGGCCCAGAGGCUCAGGUCCCUGAUGACUCAGGCCCCUGUCUACCUCAGCAAAGCCACAAUGAACCAAGGAAUCUCUUUUAGGUACUUGCUCCUGGUGCUGCAAGUGGCACUACUCCCAGCUGUCACUCAUGGAAAGGAAGUAGUGUUGGGCAAAGCAGGAGACUCAGUGGAACUACCCUGCAAAGGUUCCCAGAAGGGAAAUGUGCCCUUCUCCUGGAAAUUCACCAACCAGAUCAAGGUCCUGGGGAAUCAGAACAGCUACUUGAUCAUAGGUACAUCCUAUCUGAAGGAUCGUGUUGAGUCAAAAAAAGCUUCAUGGGAUCAAGGAUCCUUUCCCCUGAUCAUCCAUAAACUUGAGGUGAAGGACUCAAAGACUUACAUUUGUGAAGUGGAGAACAAGAGGCUGGAGGUGGAGUUGCAGGUGUUCAGAGUGACUCCCAACUCAGAUUCCUAUCUGCUGCAGGGGCAGAACCUGACCCUGACCUUGGAAGGCCCCUCUGGUAGUAGCCCCUUGAUGAAAUGCAAGAGUCCAGAGAAUAGAAUUAUCAGUGGGGCCAAGGUCCUCUCAGCAUACAUGUUGAAUGUUUUGGAGAGUGGCACCUGGACCUGCACCAUUUCCCAGGACCAGAAGGAGCUUCAGUUUGACAUAAAGAUCCAGGUGCUGGGUUUUAUGAAGACCAUCAACACAGUGUAUAAGAAAGAGGGGGAGCAGGUGGAGUUCUCCUUCCCACUUAACUUUGAAGAUGAAAACCUGAGUGGGGAGCUGAGGUGGCAGGCAGAGGGGGCUUCUUCCUCUCAGUCCUGGGUCACCUUCUCUAUGGAGAAGAAGAAGGUGUCUGUCCAAAAGGUUACCCUGGACACCAAGCUCCAACUGGCUGAGAAACUCCCACUUCACCUGAAACUUCCCCAGGCCUUGCCUAAGUAUGCUGGUUCUAUGCACCUGACUCUAACUCUACCCAAAGGAAAGUUGCAUAAGAAAGUGAACUUGGUGGUGAUGAGAGUGGCUCAGACCCAGAACAAUUUGGUCUGCGAGGUCCUGGGACCAAGCCCUCCAAAGCUCAUGCUGACCUUGAAGCUGGAGAACCAGAAGGUCCAUGUCUCAAAGCAAGAGAAGAUGGUUCAGGUGCAGAACCCUGAGAUAGGAAUGUGGCAGUGUUUACUGAGUGACAAGGACCAGGUCCUGCUGGAAUCCAAGUUUGAGGUCUUGUCUUCGGCACCAAGCCAGGACCAGCCAAUGUUCCUGACUAUUGUGCUGGGGGGCACCAUAGGCUUUCUGGUCUUAACUGGACUCUGCAUCUUCUGCUGUGUCAGGUGUCGGCACCAACGGCGCCAGGCAGAACGGAUGUCUCAGAUCAAGAGGCUGCUCAGUGAGAAGAAGACCUGCCAGUGCCCCCACCGGCUGCAGAAGACUCGGAGUCUCAUCUGAGGCUAAGGCCUUACUUGUGGUCCAGCCAUCUGUCUGUCCUGCAUUUCCUGUUGGGCUCAGGCCUGUGGACCAAAUGAAUGUAGCAGAUCCCAGUGCCUCUGGCCUCCUGCUCUCCUCCUCCAUGACUAACCAUUGUUCCUCACCUUCUGUUCCCAACCGCCUUGGCAGUCUUGAUAUCAACUUUUCAGAGGCUUAAUCAAUCACAUCAUUUAUUCUUUCCCAUUUCCUUUUCAUCCAAGCCCUAGCCCUUCUUUGGUUAUUCUUCUGGACCCUGUCCUCAGCUGUUUGCUUGGAUCCCAGGGCAGUGCAGAGGACCAGCCCAGCCUGGCAUGGAGAGUAGGGCUGAAUGUCUGGAAACCAGAAGCGUAGGACUGUCCCAGUGGACCCUGGAACCAAACAGGAUGGGAACUUGGCUGAUAACUCAGUUACCCAAGGACAGAUGCAUAUCCAAAGGCUCCUGAAGCCAGCCCCACUGCCCCAAGCUGCCUGCUUCUCACUCUGUGUUGGCAGGGCCGCAGACUCACACCCUGACCCAGGUACCAGCAGGCUUCCUGAACACACACCCACACCCUCAUCCACAGUCACAAUUCCUUCUUCCCCAAGCAGCAUGUGUCAGUUUAUAAACCAGUUUCAUAUCAUCUGUCUAUUCGACUCUUACAAAAAUCCUACAGUGAUGGGACCAAGACUGUCUGGUGUACAGAACAGAAACAGAAUUUAGAUGCCUACUCAAGGUCACAUAGCCAGCAAGUGCUGAAGUCCAGAUUAACCUGGUUUCCUAACCCCUACAGUCACUGCUGCUUCUUAAUGCAGGGACAAAUGCCACACAGACCUCUGCAGUGGCUGGUCACAGGCACCCAGUAGCACCUUUGAAGCCACAGGAGCACACCACCCACAAAAAGGGCCUGUCUCAGAGAGUUUAGGAACAUAGAGGAGGGCCUUCCUGCCUCAGAUCCCUCCUUCAUCAUCUGCUGGUGGUAGUCCUAUUACCAGGUCACAGGCAGGAAGCACGGGCCUUGUGGGAGAGAAUGCCCAGUGACCUGUAACACCCUGUGUAGAACUUUCUGUAAGGUUAGUUCUGCUGAGGGAGGAGGCCAGGGGCUAGCCUGGGAGUGAACUCUCUGAGGGGACCCCUGUAAAGGUGAUAGUGCUGGCCUUCUAUCCAUACCCUGCCUUGAACCUUUCUUCCUUCUCCCCUUAGCCACUCAGGACACAGGGAAGAAGCCUUAGCCACAAGGGACACAGGGUUACAAGUAGUCUUCUUCCUCUUGAUUCAUUUCUCUCAGAAUCCCCAGCUUCUUUGCCCCUCUCUUUUCUUUUUUCCUUACACCUCUCUCAGUCCUAACCCCUUCCCUUUGCCCCCUCCCCCUUUUAUUUGGUGGUACUGGGGUUUGAACUCAGAGCCUCAAGCUUGCUAGGCAGGUGCUCUACAGCUUAAACUACUCUGCCAGCCUUGUUUUGUGUUGAAU